AUGCCGCGACUCUAUCGCAACCGCUACCUGACGUGCUUCUACUGCGGCCGCAAGACCUCGACUCGCUACGAUGGCAAGACGCGCCGCUUCGACUGUCCCUUUUGCGAUGCCACAAACUACCUUGACGAGAACGGCGACAUCACCGACCCGCCCGUCGCGACCGAGACCGAGUCCACCCCGCGCCAGUUCGCCGCCGCCCGCCCCUUCUCCCCGCCCUCGAGUCCGCCGGCCAGCGACGUCAUCUUCUGCGACACCUGCCUCAAGAACCAGCAUCUGCUAAACGCGUCCCUAGCCCAGUACCUCCCCGACCCAGACGACCCGGACUACGCCGAGCGCGAGAAGGGCCUCUACCGCUUCCGCAGGAAUCAGGAACGUCUCUACCCCCAGAUAUGCGAGCAGUGCGAGCCCAAGGUGCGCCAGCGCCUCGAGAAGGCCCAGUACACGGCCAAGACGGACCUCCUGCGGCGCAUGCUCGACCGCAGCGCCAGCGCCAGGAGCCGCGUCACUACCCGGGGCUGGCCUGAGCGGUUUGAUGCCGCGGGCAGGUGGCUGUGGAUCGCUGGGUUCGUCCUGCAACUGGGCUGGCAUGCCGUCGUGGUCCACAGCCUGCUUUCGCAGUACCUGAUCUGGUCCGAGGCGGACGAUGCCCAGUUUACCUUCAGGUUGCUGAGGAUAUGCGGGCCCCUGGUGGGAAGUCUCCCGUCCGACGAGCGGCUGCUCGGAUGGAGCAGUCUUGCGACCAUCCUAGGCGUCUGGUGGAACCCCCGCUUUUCCCAGGUCUAUAGGGGCUUCAACAGACACAUCAACGGAGUGUCGAAAUGGUACUGCUUUCAGGCUAUGGCCGUCGGCCUGCGUGUUUGCCUGCGGAGGAUAGACGGUCUGACGACACCCGACCCGGCGCAGCUGAGCACACAGACAGCCGCGCACGCUCUCGCGCUGACAUUUGCCUUGCUGAUCCUGACUCUCGCGCCGCGCUGCAUCCGCAUCAACAUGGCACCCCUCUUCGGCACCCCUCAUACCACCCAAAAUCCGCUCCGUGACGACCCCCCCGAGCCCUCCUCCACCACCUCCCGACACGACGAGACAAAGACCAUAGCCGACCUCCUCGACGAGAUCUCCCGCUCUCCGGUCUCGCCCACCCCACCCUCUCCGACACCAACCGACGCCUCCUCUCCCUCCCUCCCCCGGCGCCGCGCCAACGCCCUGCCGAUGGGCCACAACCACACGCAGGCCGCGCAGAACCUGACCGCCUCCCUCCGAGAGAUUGACAAUCUCCACCUCAACCUCUCCCCGCGCCGCCAACCGGCCGCGAGCGCGUGGGGCGCAGGACGCCCUUAUUCUUCCUUCUCACGCUCGUCACCCCCUCGCUCGGCACCGGAUCAGGGAGAAGAGGAGAUGGACUGGUCUCCCACCCCCUCGUCCAAGUACCGCGCCUUCAACACCCAGGGUGGCCAGCGCGCCAACCAGCCCUUCGGCUCCGCCCCGACCUCGGACGAGAAGGCCGCCUCCAAGCCCUUCUGGUACCGCGUGCCCCCCGCCCCGACGACCCCGGCGCAGCGCGUCUUCAACCCGCCCAACCAGCCCCGCUUGCGCCCCAGCCCGGUCGAGGCCACGACGCCGACUCCCUCGUUCCGCUUCGGGCAGCAGAGGGACUCCUUCGCGGGCGGUGGGAGCGGGAAUAAGAAGGGACUCGGCUUUUCGUCUUUUUCGUCAUCGUUGUCUUCUGCUGCUGGUGCUGCUGACGUGACGUUUGCCGAGCCGCGCUUCUUCGCCGAGAUGCUCGGCCGGGCUCCCGGCGUGGUGAGCGAGGAAAGGAAGAACGACCCGCGCAACGAGCUGUCGGGCCUGUUUGGCGAGUCGUUCAAGCUGACCGAGGAGGAGAAAAAGAGGCGGGGG
Messenger RNA from Thermothelomyces thermophilus ATCC 42464, 1896 nucleotides. RefSeq lists its product as uncharacterized. The record is from RefSeq and is a predicted model, not a curated record. NCBI's taxonomy places the organism in Eukaryota, Fungi, Ascomycota, Sordariomycetes, Sordariales, Chaetomiaceae. The annotation marks the transcript as partial. Gene Ontology annotation, biological process: nuclear inner membrane organization. Gene Ontology annotation, cellular component: nuclear inner membrane; chromosome, centromeric core domain; mitotic spindle pole body. The transcript is spliced from 5 exons.